Messenger RNA from Cucurbita maxima (winter squash), 1406 nucleotides. Its product is annotated as pectate lyase-like. The transcript is spliced from 4 exons. Bases 1 to 1323 code for a protein of 440 amino acids. NCBI's taxonomy places the organism in Eukaryota, Viridiplantae, Streptophyta, Magnoliopsida, Cucurbitales, Cucurbitaceae. The record is from RefSeq and is a predicted model, not a curated record. Gene Ontology annotation, molecular function: pectate lyase activity.
AUGAGAGAGCUAGAAAGCAACAUUGUUGGGGCUAAGCUGCUGCUGCUGAUAUUUGCUUUUGCUAUCAUUUUUCCAACCCUUGAGGCUGAUAUUGCAGAUUUUGAUGAAGUAUGGCAGCAAAGAGCUCAAGAAGCCAAGAAGGCUGCCUUGGAGGCCUACCAACCCCAUCCUGAAGAGGUCACUGAGAAUUUCAAUGAGCAUGUUAACGGAGACUUAGAUGAUGCAAAUAACACAAGGAGACAUUUGAGGAAAUACAAUGGUCCAUGUUUAGCUACAAAUCCAAUUGAUAGAUGCUGGAGAUGUGACAAAAACUGGGCUAAAAACCGUAAGAAGCUAGCUGAUUGUGCGCUCGGGUUCGGCCGAGGAACAACAGGAGGCAAAAAUGGAAGAUUUUACGUCGUUCAAGAUUCGAGCGAUAACGACAUGCUUCAUCCUAAACCCGGAACUCUCCGCUAUGCCGUGAUCCAAGACAGACCACUUUGGAUUACAUUUGCACAUGACAUGGUGAUCAGGCUAGCUGAAGAGCUUAUAAUGACUGAUAACAAGACAUUAGAUGGACGUGGUGCCAAUGUCCAUAUAGCUAAUGGUGGUCAAAUUACUUUGCAAUUUGUGAAGAACAUAAUCAUCCAUAAUUUGCAUAUUCAUGACAUCAAAGCUGGCAAUGGAGGCCUUAUUCGAGACUCGGUGAACCAUUACGGGAUUCGAACGCGGAGCGAUGGAGACGGGAUCUCCAUUUUUGGAGCUUCGAAUGUUUGGAUAGAUCAUGUUUCGAUGUCUAAUUGUCAAGACGGACUGAUCGAUGCAGUCAUGGCGUCGACUGCCAUUACCAUUUCCAACUGCCAUUUCGCUCACCAUAACGAUGUGAUAUUAUUAGGGGCAAGUGAUAGCCACUCGGAUGACCAGAUUAUGCAGGUAACGCUUGCAUUUAAUCACUUUGGUAAAGGGUUGGUGCAGAGGAUGCCUAGAUGCCGAUGGGGGUUCGUCCAUGUGGUCAAUAAUGACUACACUCAUUGGCUUAUGUAUGCCAUCGGUGGCAGCCGCAACCCCACCAUUAUCAGCCAGGGGAACCGUUUCAUUGCCCCACCAGACCCAAAUUGCAAAGAGGUGACGAAAAGGGUAUAUGCACCAGAAAGCGAUUGGAAAACAUGGAAUUGGAGAUCAGAAGGAGAUCUGCUGAUGAAUGGAGCUUUCUUCGUGGAAUCUGGGAACCCCAUAAGAAAAUACUCAAAGAAAGAUGUGAUCCAUGCAAAACCAGGAACAUUUGUCACAAGGCUUACACGGUUCGCAGGGCCUCUAAAAUGCACAAGGAACCAACCCUGUUAACUCAAGUUUUUUGGGAGAGUUUUGAUAUCUAAAGUUCAACCCAACCCUGUAAUGUAACAGAGGUUUAAGCACUAAAUAUGUAG